Molecule: messenger RNA, 2466 nt
Organism: Naegleria gruberi
Lineage: Eukaryota; Heterolobosea; Eutetramitea; Acrasida; Naegleriidae
Product: rho GTPase activating protein
Exons: 7
Coding region: 1-2466 (821 amino acids)
Biological process (GO): small GTPase-mediated signal transduction
Cellular component (GO): cytoplasm
Molecular function (GO): GTPase activator activity; calcium ion binding
Source: RefSeq, a predicted model, not a curated record
AUGGGAGUUAGAAAUAGUAGACCUGAUAUUCCAAAACUUCCAAUGGAAAUGUUGGAAGAAUUAGCUGAAUCUCAUUAUAUUUAUUUUUGUACACAAUUUCAUGCUAGAAUAGAUCAAUUUGUAAAUAUGGCUCAAGUGAGCAAUAUCACGGCACUUCGAUAUAAUCCAUUCAAGAAGAAUAUUGUGGAAUUAUUUUGUUCUGAUCCAGAAUCAGGAUCAAUGAGUUUUAGAGACUUUUUAGAAAUGUGUUCAGUCUUUUCAAGAAAGGCUCCAAGAGAAGCUAAAAUUGUUGUAAUUUAUUUAUUAUUUACAUCAUCAUCAAUGGAUAAUUUAAUUAGACAAUCGGAUGUUGAGAAUGUUCUUGCUAGAUUUGUAGGUGAACAAAUGAAAACAAGUUCAGAUAUUAAGGAUCAAAAAGAUAUUACAUCUAUUGCAGGUGCUGCUGAUUGUGUCAUGAGAGAGGCUGAUAUUGAUAACAGUGGUGAAGUAUCAUAUAAGGAAUUUCAAAGAUUAGGACGAUCGAAAAGAAAUGAGGAUAUGUUAGGUGAGGAAUCUGGAGAAGUCUUCGGAAAGGAUCUUAGAGAGAGGAUUGAUGAAGAACGUAAAAUAUAUCAAGAUCCUUCAAUAAUGAUACCAACAAUUGUAAAAUUUCUAGUCGAUUUCUUACGGGAAGCUCCUCCUAGACAGGGAAUAUUUAGAGAAGUUGGAAGUGUAUUAAAUGUUUCGAAUUAUCGUUCGAAGGUUAAUGAAUAUGGUACAAAACCUGUUGAUUAUCGAUCAUUAUUUAAACAUGAAUUGACACCAAAUGAUGCUUCAUCACUUUUAAAAUCAUAUUUUAGAUAUUUACCUGAACCACUUGUAACAUUUAAUGGUUAUGACAGACUUGUUGUUAUUGGACAAACUGAAUUGGAUGAUAAAAAUAGAAUUUCCAAAUUAAAAACAAUGGUAGAAGGAUUACCAACAGUUAAUUAUGAAACAUUAAAAUAUUUCAUAGAUUUAUUAUUUGGAAUAUCAACAAGAGGAGUAUAUAAUAUGGAUGCAAAUAAUUUAGCAGUUUGUUUAAAUCCAUCAAUUUGUUUUGCUAAAGAUAAAGAAUCAUCAGAAUCAUUUUUAAAUUUAAAUUAUGUCAUUACAUCACUAUCUUCAAUGAUUAAGAACUAUCCACAAAUAUUUGAUCAAAAUAUUAAGAAUGAUCAACAACAAGAACCAAUAAGUGAACCUAAAGUAAUUGUUGAAAAGAAAGUAACACCACCACCUUCACCUAAACUUGUAAAACCACAAACUCAACAAACUCAACAUAUUACUAAUAGAACACCUUCUAAAUUAAUAGAUAAAGGAACAUCAACACCAAAAUAUAAAAGUUUUGAUGAAGAUUUUCAAGAUACAAUAUUACAAGAAUUAGAUAGAUUAGAUUCAAAAAUAGAUUUCAGAGAAACUGAAUUGGAAUUAGAAAGAGAUUUAAGAAAGAGUGGUAGAAUGGAUGAUUAUGGUUAUAAAACAUUUUUAGAUACAAAAAAACUUAAUACAAGUGAAAUGUUUAAAGAAUUAGAACAAGCUGAAUCAACUGAAACAUUAGGUGAAGAUGAUGAUUUACUUUUAAAGAGAAGAAAUUUUCAUUCUAAUUUAUCAAUUAUUUUACCAGAGAAUGAACAAGAUUCAUUUCCUGCACAUCCAUUACUAGCUUCAACUGCAUCACCAAUUUCUGUUUCUGCAACAAUACCUCAAAAUGAUCAAGAAACAAAACGAUUAAUGGAAUUAAUUAGACAAUUACAAAAUGAAAAUUCACAAUUAAGAAAGAAUCAAACUGAAAUGUUCAACACUAUUGAAAAAUUACAAAAUGAUGGUGGACAAGCAAAACUAGGUGAUGAAAUGGAAAGAGUUAAAGCAAUUGCAAAUCAUGAAAUUCAACAAAUUAGAAAAUAUAUUUAUAAUGUUGAAGAACAAACAAUUGAGGAAUUAAAACACAUGUGGACUAAAAUGGAUCAUUUAGAAGAUGGAACUAAACAAGCCUUGUUAACAUCAGAUCCAGGUCAUUUUGGAAGACAAAUUUCACAUUUAAAAGAUGAAAUUAAAAAUAUGAAACUUGAAAUUCGAGAUAUAUAUGGCGGAUUUGGUGAAAUUAAUGAAAGAAUGAAAAGUAUUGAAAUAGAUUAUAGAGAAAUUAAUUCAAGAAUUGAUGAUGUAUUAAAAGAAGAACGUUUUAUUAAGGCUAGACAUGAUUAUGAUCUUGAACAUUUAAAACGACUAGUUGAAGAAUCAAAUUCAAGAAUUAGACAAAUGGGAUUAGAAAUUACAACAAUACGAUCAAGAGUUGAUUCAAAAUAUUCGAAUUUAUCUUCACCAACAAUGACUGCAAGUGCUUCAAGUAAAUUAGCAUCGCCUCAAUUUACAACCACAGCAAAUAUGGAACAUAGAACAACAAGUCAUAUUGCUACAAAUUUACCAAUUUCAAAAUAUAAAUAUUAA